ACUGACAUGCGCCUGGAAAGGAGACUUCAUUUUCCACGCCCGCUUUUGCACGACACAAGCGUUGGAGCUCUAUGUCAUUUUCACAUCGCUACCCGUUAAACGCACUUUUCUUCGAAAUCAACUGUCGACGUACAGUUAUCUGGAAAUGAUCUCCGAGCUGUCCAACCCCUCAGUGUGUAUGAGGGACCCGCAGAGAGUCCAAGAGAUCCUCCAGUGCAUGCUGAAAGCGGGUUCAAACACGUUACAGGUCAUCUCAGACUUUGACAUGACUCUCACGAGAUUUGCGUUUAAUGGUAAAAGAUGUCCCACUUGUCACAAUAUUCUCGACAACAGCAAGCUAAUCUCUCAAGAAUGCAAAGGACAGUUGAAAGAUCUGUUGAACACGUACUACCCCAUUGAGAUUGACUCGUCACGCUCCAUCGCUGAGAAGCUGCCGCUCAUGGUGGAAUGGUGGACCAAAGCGCACGAGCUGCUGGUGCAGCAGAAGAUCAGGAAGGACCUGCUGGCCACGGUGGUGCGAGAGUCUGACGCCAAGCUCAGGGAGGGCUACCAGCUGUUCUUUUCACACCUGCACCAGCAGAGCAUCCCUCUGCUCAUCUUCUCGGCUGGCAUCGGCGACAUCCUGGAGGAGGUCAUCCGCCAGGCAGGAGUCUUCCACCCCAACGUCAAGGUCUUCUCAAACUACAUGGACUUUGACCAGGCCGGCGUGUUGAGGGCCUUCAAGGGCGAGCUGAUCCACAUCUACAAUAAACGGGAGGGCGCCCUACUCAACACGGGACACUUCCAGGAGUUGCGAGCCAGACCCAACGUGCUCCUGCUCGGAGACUCUCUGGGCGACCUGACCAUGGCCGACGGUGUGCAUGAAAUGGAGAAUGUCCUCAAGAUUGGCUUCCUCAAUGACAAGGUGGAGGAGAGGAAGCAGUCGUACUUGGACUCUUACGACAUUGUGCUGGUGAAGGACGAGACCCUGGAUGUGGCCAACGCUGUGCUGCUCUACCUCACGGGAAACGAGUAACGCGCUUUUGAUUUCGGGAGACGCCGGACACUCCCAAUGGACUCUUCCUGUUGUUUUCACUUCAGUCCUCCUGUUUGUAUUCUACUUCCCGUUUGUUGACACGGGAUGCGUACGCGCUUGGGCAUGGUGCCACUGCAGAACACGCGAUGUGUUUUUAAAGAUUCUAUUUUUUUUCAAUUCUAGACUGGACACAUCCAGUCAGUCCUUACAUGAAUGUGAUGUCAUUUUGUCACCUGUGUUUUAAAGGACACUUGGGGGGUAAAAAAAAACUAUCUCACAAAAACAUUUUCUUUAGACUCUUCAUUAAGUACAACAUUCAAUACAAGAACGCUGGAAGAUGAGGUUGUUCCGCUUCCGUCUCGAAGUUGGCAGGUUCCGAGUUUGAAUCCCGGCGGUAGUUUUCUGAUGUGAGACGGCGGAGGUGUAACUCAUGUUGCGUCCUUUUCAUUAUUCCAUAUAGUGGCUUGGUGGACAUCACAGUGUGCAGAUAGCUCGGGGGGCGGGGGGGAUCUUCUUUUACAACUCGUCCCUCUCGUCCGUUUGUAGCGUCACCUCCUGGGCGACGAUCUUCCCGUCCUUGUCCAGAUCCUGACUGUUGAACAUGUCCCGGAUGAUGUCGUCUGAUGGCACGCCGGGCCUCAGGCGGCCGUUGCCCCGCUGCACUUGCAGCAUGAUGAAGUCGGAAAACUGCGAGGAAGAGGGGGACUUCAUGUUACAAUUUUAUGAUUUACAGAUAUGAUUACACAGGGUUCCCAUGGGUCCUUAGAGUUAAUAAAAAUCUAUAAAAAAAUAAGUUGGAAAAUUAUGUUCUUAAUUUUCCUUAAUUUUCAGGCAAAGCUUCUAAAAUCAAUAAAAAUCCUUCUAAAUUAA
This is a messenger RNA of Hippocampus zosterae (dwarf seahorse), 1885 nucleotides long. Its product is annotated as 7-methylguanosine phosphate-specific 5'-nucleotidase-like. The transcript has 9 exons. Gene Ontology annotation, cellular component: cytoplasm. The record is from RefSeq and is a predicted model, not a curated record. Bases 146 to 1015 code for a protein of 289 amino acids. Gene Ontology annotation, molecular function: 5'-nucleotidase activity; magnesium ion binding. Lineage: Eukaryota; Metazoa; Chordata; Actinopteri; Syngnathiformes; Syngnathidae.